This is a messenger RNA of Didymodactylos carnosus, 673 nucleotides long. NCBI's taxonomy places the organism in Eukaryota, Metazoa, Rotifera, Eurotatoria, Philodinida, Philodinidae. The record is from the annotation of a GenBank genome assembly.
UAUACGAAACCAUACGGCCGUCGUUUCCCAAUAUGUUAAGUAGGCAAAACUGAAUUUUCCCGGGCAACGCCGGGCACUUCAGCUGGUUCUAUGUAAAAAGUAGAUAGUUCUAAUUUGCAUCGAUCUAUUCUAUUACUAGACGGCAGCUUGUAGUCAUUGUUAUAUGGCUUACAGAACACAUUCUAAAAAAGAUAAUAAGGGUAAACGGAAAAAUUAUGGAUUAAAUGGGCAAAACGUUCAAACAACAACAUCUGCUACUCAAUCAAAAUUUGCUUAUAAUAAAAAAGUAUCACCAGAAAAAUAUAAGUUAAAACUUAAAGAUGCUGAAUUAAAAUUUGUUGUGGCCGGUUCACAUUCAUUUAAUUCAUUAGAAAAUGAUGGUAUUUUGAAAUUAGAUCAAACUGCUUUUGAAAUUGGAGCUAAUAUUGGUUUAGUAGAUGUUAAAGAUAUAUUUUAUGGAAGACAAACUAUUCGUGACGAAGCAUUAUCAAAAUUUGAUCAAUAUAGUCAUCAAAUACGUUCUUUAAUAUCAAUACAUGCUGAUCCAGCAAAACAAGAAUUAUCAUUGCUGGAUAAUGUGAAUGUCCCUAAUGUAGACAUGGAUGACGAAACAUCAGCUAAUUUAAAAAUUUCCUUUGAUAAACUAAGUAAAAAGUUUUUUUCCUACAAAUGA